GAGUUACGUAGGACGAAGGACGAAGGAUUGACUCACGUGAAACCGAUAUUAAUACUUUUGUACCGGCCCAUCCUGCAAAGGAGGUUGUCGAGCCCCAAUAUUUUCAACCACUACUGCUUUCAGCUCUAUAUUAGCUCGUUAACCUCCAAUGCUUCAAGCUUCCUUCCGGGGAAUCUUUACCAACCAACGUCUCAUUUCACUACGGAAGGCGUCGAGUCUAUCUGCUGCUCGGGGGCGUCGAGCUCCCAUAGAUGUUCAUCCUGAGGUAGAGGAUGCAUUGGCUACUGGAAAGCCUGUAGUCGCCCUCGAAUCGACCAUCAUUACCCAUGGAAUGCCAUAUCCAACUUCAUUGGAGAUGGCCCAAUCAGUCGAGAGGAUAGUCAGGUCCACAGGGAGUAUACCAGCUACCAUUGCUGUUAUUGGAGGACGCAUCAAGAUUGGACUUCAUACAGCAGAACUGGAACGUCUUGCAGACCAACAAUCAAACCCAACCGCCGUGAAGUUGUCCAGGCGGGAUAUUGCGGCUGCAAUUGCUCUGAAGAAGGAUGGCGGGACUACGUGUUGCUCCACCCUCAUCUUUGCUGCACUGGCUGGUAUCAAGGUCUUUGCCACUGGAGGGCUCGGUGGAGUGCAUCGCGGCGGGGAGAAUACAAUGGAUGUUUCAGCUGAUCUACAUGAACUCACACGUUGUCCAGUUGGACUGGUUUCAGCUGGAGUGAAAUCCAUUUUAGAUAUAAGGCGAACCCUCGAGUAUCUGGUGUGGCUGCUAAAAAUGUUCGAAGAAUUUAGCUCUAAUUCGUUCACACAGGAAACGCUUGGUGUACCAGUAGUAUCUUAUGCAGAAACGCACGAUUUCCCGGCUUUCUACAGUGGUCGAAGCGGUUUUGAGUCACCUUGGAGGAUAAAUGAUCCUAGAACAGCCGCUCAGAUUCUACAUACUCAUUGGCAACUGGGCAUGUCUAAUGGUGCCCUUUUUGCUGUUCCUAUCCCUGUUGAAUAUGAGGCCGUGGGAUCAGCCCUUCAAGAGGCAGUCGAACAAGCUGUUCGCGAAUCAGAAGAACAAAAUAUCAGUAAUCUGGGGAAGGCCGUCACUCCUUGGCUUCUUAACAGGGUUGGCGAGUUAACACAAGGAAAAUCACUUGCUAGCAACAUAGCCCUUGUCGAGAAUACUGCGCUCGUCGGAGGUCAAAUUGCAGUAGAAUACGCGAAAAUUGCUGGAGACAGAUAUGACCAGGAUCAAUGCUAUCCUGUGACAGGAAUACGGGGAAAACCCGAUGAGCCUCACAGUGCAUCUGAUGUCGCCUCAUCAGAGACUACUGAUGAUCUCAAAGGGCAACCACUACCGAACGCUUCGUUGGUCGUAGUUGGUUGUGCUGCAGUAGAUAUUACAUCACAACCUCUUACAGAUUCGGACCUUGGACACCAGUCCACGUUUCCUGGGAAGGUUUCCAUGUCACUUGGAGGUGUUGGCCGCAAUAUUGCUGAGGCUGCUCACCGAGUCCUUUCGUCACAUAGUGACGAGUCCUCGGCCGCAACUUUGCUAGUGUCUUUAGUCGGCGAUGAUUCUUUCGGGAGACUGUUAAGUGAGGAGACACGAAUGCUAGGGAUGAGAACAGAUGGUCUUAUUCCCGUGCGGGGAGGUAGGUCGUCCGUGUGCAGCCUACUUCUGGAGAGAUCGGGAGGAUUGAGGGCAGGCGUGGCUGACAUGGAUCUCGUUCGGAAUAUGGAUGGACAUGUGGCACGUGAAUUUAUAUUGGCACACAAACCAAAACUACUUGCAGUGGAUGGGAACUUAUCAUCUGAUACACUGAAGGUAGUAGUGAACGAAUGUUCUCGAAAUGGGGUUGAUGUUUUUUUGUUCGUCCACAUUCAUGUUACUAUCAAAGGAGCUGCUAAUAACACUUCAAAAUUUAGUGAACCAACUUCUGUCGUCAAGUCAGCUUCGAUUCUUCCCGCUAUAGCCGGCAAUCUCGACCAGCUUGCAUGGUCACCCAUUACUUUUGCAUCUCCUAAUCUGCUCGAGCUUGCUCAUUUGUAUCAACAAGCACAACUUCUGAACCUCACUUCUCAUGACCGAUGGUGGCAGGUUCUGGACAGCCUCGGACUUGGUUCGAAGUUCCGCACAGACCUCGAUCUGCUUUCUCGAAGAGAAGCAUCAAGUCACGAUACUUCACGAGGAAACCUAGCCUUCCUUGUUGAAAAGGGUGUUGCCCAAAUGGCAAUCAAUCUCCUACCGUUUUUUCGGCACCUCAUCAUCAAGUGCGGUGACUUGGGAGUCGUUGUCGUAAUGCGUUUCACGGGAGAUGACGCGGCUGAAUCAUCGUGGUCGACGGAGUCGACUAACCAUCAUAGGCGCUAUGUGGUGUCCCACUCGCCUACGUCGGGUGAUAUUGUGGUUUUGCAGCAUUUUCCUGCAAUGAAACUCCCAAGCGAUGCAUUGGUCAACACAACAGGUGCAGGAGAUUCGUUGGUUGGAGCUUUGCUGGCCGCAUUGGUGCAGUCUCCGAAGGCGUUCCACUCCACAAUAAGCCUACAACGUACGAUAGACAUCGCUCAGCAUGCAGCCCUGCUGAGUUUGCAGAGCCCGCUUGCUGUUUCGCCACUGCUAUCAUCCUUGCACGGAGAACUUUCCCGUCAAUGAUAAUAAUGACACCGUGCCUCAUGGACCAUGGUCCACCAACGGUCCUACCUGAACUGUCUCCCGCUCCUUCCUUCGUCUCUCCUUCUCUGCUAGUUGGGAUGCUUUCUUCGUUUCCCUCGCUUUCUUCUCAUAAUGGGCCUUCUCAAGAGUAUAAGCACAAGCUGAAAUAUACAUAUGAACCAUACCUUGGCUCCAUGUUUCAAACGAGUGAUAAUGUUGGCUGCCUCGCCCUUGGUUAUGCUCUGCAAG
Suillus plorans is the source of this 2890-nucleotide messenger RNA. RefSeq names its product indigoidine synthase A-like protein. Gene Ontology annotation, molecular function: pseudouridylate synthase activity; kinase activity. Bases 149 to 2641 code for a protein of 830 amino acids. The transcript is spliced from 12 exons. The record is from RefSeq and is a predicted model, not a curated record. Lineage: Eukaryota; Fungi; Basidiomycota; Agaricomycetes; Boletales; Suillaceae.